Liolophura sinensis is the source of this 3070-nucleotide messenger RNA. RefSeq names its product MFS-type transporter SLC18B1-like. Lineage: Eukaryota; Metazoa; Mollusca; Polyplacophora; Chitonida; Chitonidae. Gene Ontology annotation, biological process: transmembrane transport. The transcript has 14 exons. The coding region runs from base 540 to 2504 and encodes 654 amino acids. The record is from RefSeq and is a predicted model, not a curated record. Gene Ontology annotation, molecular function: transmembrane transporter activity.
GUGCAGGGUGCAAUUGUAAACACACACACGACAGGCAUGUAUACAUAUAUCCUACGGACUGACAAAGCUGACCGGUUUACGUAGGCCAUGUCUACCGCUACAUUUAACUCGGCCACAUAUUUGAGGUUGUGUAGGUCAAUACUAUCGGUCGAUUUAUUACAGAAGACGUGUCUUGGUUGAAGCGGAUUUGAGUUCCAAGUGGCGCAUUCCUAGGAAGUUAGAUUGGCUAUAGCCCUACAUCGUGAUCGUGGCUUUACAGACCCUGUGUUCAAGGGCUGAACACAUGCAGUGGCCUCCACAAGGCUGUGUUGUGCAGGAUAUACGUGGUGCAUAAGCCCAUCCGUGAGCCGCGACCUCUGACCCACAUUGACGGACGCCUCGUGUAAAUCGGCUGUGUAUACAUGCUUGCAGUAUACUGGGAACACGAGUGCUCCAUUCCUAAACGGCAGGAGACUGAUAAAGGCGAAAAACCAGGCUAUGGUACUGAAUACAAGGAAAAGAAGUGAUGAAAGCUUUGAGAGCAAGAUGUCCACGUCAGAAUGGAACCAGUAGACGAGGAUGAUGACGAGAGCUCACCGCUUAUACCCAAGUCCGAGAAACUCGCGCCAGAUGGCGCCAUCGGUUCGACGCCGAAAGUAAGUGGAUCUGUCGAGAAAAAUAUUCAUUUAGGUUCAGAGAAGUCGCGUCGCCAUCUAAACCCAAAGCAUUUGGCCAGACAGAGAAGCACAACAGUGCCAUCUAGCUUUCCAACUCUACAGACACGGAUAGUAGCGCCGACUGGUAGACAUAAACCCGUUCCAAAACGACCCCAAUCUCCAAGGCAGCCCACUAGCUCAAAGCCACUUUCGACCCCAAGGCCACCAACAACCCCAAGGCAGCCCAAGACACCAAGGCAGUCCGCGACCCCUCUGGAAAAUGAUAAACAUGGAUCCUCUUCUAAACGCGGUGGAGGUUAUGGCGCAGUGCAGAAGAUUGUCCAGGCCGCCACGCCUCGUGAUACGAACUCGCCCUCGUGCGACUCGGCUUCUGGUGAGGAGCUGCCGACAGAUGGCGCCUCAAGUUCUGAGUCGUCUGAUACUAGCGAAAGCUCUACAGAAGGAACUUUUUCCAUUCGUGGAUUGUCGGGGCCUCAGAAAUUCCUCCUUCUCAAUGUGUUGCUUAGCGAUUUCUUGACGUCGUGCUGCCUCUCCCUUCUGGCGCCAUUUUUUCCGCAAGAGGCUCACAACAAAAACAUCAGUGACUCUAUAUCAGGAUGGAUAUUUGGAGUCUAUUCCUUGACGCAGUUCGUUUUCGCUCCAAUAUGCGGGAAAUUGCUGCCGACUAUCGGAGGCCGGUUCAUGUACUUAUCGGGAGGGUUUUGGAGCGGAGCUUGUACCAUUCUAUUCGGAUUCCUACAGUACGUCCCAGUAGAUAACGACGGCGGCACCGCCUUCAUUGCCCUCUGUUUCUCCCUCCGGAUUGUCUUAGCCAUAGGUUGUGCAGCCCUACAAACUGCCGGAUACGCCUUUUCCUUCAAUGAAUUUCCAAACAGUGUGGCUACUGUUUUUGGCAUUAUGGAGGUGUUUGUAGGGCUGGGGUUCAUGGCAGGGCCGGCUCUAGGGGGCCUCUUAUAUGAGGUGGGAGGGUUCUAUUUACCGUUCGUCGUUGUUGGAGGGCUCAUUCUGGCGUCAGUCCCGAUUAAUUACUGUUUUAUACCGGAACUGGAAGAGGUGGACGAAGGUGAAGGAGAGGGCUCUGUUAUGAACCUGCUCAAAAUGCCGUCCAUUGUUGUCAUGAAUAUUGUUGUUGUUGUUGGUUCCGUUAUCUGGUCGAUCCUUGACCCGACUCUAGCCCCACGGCUUAACGAAUUCAGUUUGUCCCCCAGUAUCGUAGGCCUCAUAUUUCUACUGAUGUCAGCUUUUUACGCCUUGACGGCGCCACUCUGGGGGAGAAUGGCCGAUAAGAUGAAAGACAACAAGUUAUUACUGAUACCUGGCUUUAUUUUCUCGGCUAUAAGCUUGUUGCUGUUGGGGCCUUCUCCCAUCUUUGGUCUGGGUUCAGACUACAAUCAACUGUGGCUAAACGUUGUGUCCCUCUGUCUGUUGGGAAUCAGUUGUAGUCUGGCGAUCAUUCCGUCAUUCGACGUCUUCCUCGACUUGGCUGAGACGGUUGGCUUUGAGGAGAAUGUGAACACGUACGGAGUAGUGGCUGGGUUGUGGAGUUCUAUGAACGCACUGGGUGACUUCAUCGGACCAUCUAUCGGCGGCGUACUCCUCACGAGUGUUGGUUUUCAGCUCUGUAUGACGUACACAGCCCUUGCAUGCGCAGUCGUGGUUGUACUUCUGGUCAUGAUGGAAAUUGCCGAAAGAUGCGGAAAGAAAUCCAAGUCACUUUCAAACGACCUUGAAAACAAUGUGCAGACUAAGCAGACGGAAGACGAGUUGGACAGAGAAUCAUCAGUUAGAAAAGAAGUGGAAUACUAUGCAACAAAUCCCUACAUCACUACACACUCAGAGAUGGCGUGAUGGUUUUAUCCCCUGAGAAAUAUAGUCCAUUUGAGAUAUGUACAUAAGACAUGCGCAGUGUGUGCAGGUGAAGCGGAAAUUACACGCGCAGUGUGUGCAGGUGAAGCGGAAAUGACACGCGGUGUAUCAGUAACACUUCCAUAUAAUUUGGCCUGAUUUAAGAUCAUGUUGUGUGAUACUUAAAGUGUGAUAAAAAUACUGCCUAAUUAUUCAUAUACCGGUGCUAUUCUGAGACAGCAGGAUUUUUUCGCCGUUCAUUUUUAUAGUCACAAGAAAGUGCCUUCAAUGGAAAUCGGAAAAAACAGGACAAAUGUUUGCCUUGAAUACCCGUUCUUUCGUCUUGAAGACUGACUCAUACAAUAUGCUGAAGCAGCAUGACAUACGAUUGUUUUAGUUUUGUACAGACGGAAAUAUGUUGCCUUCACAAGAAAUUAGAAAUACAUGGAUAAUGUUUGCAUUUGCAUUUCCAUUCAUCUUGCAGAAUGGAUCCAUUUUUAAACUUAGGUCUGGAUUAUAACAUGGCAACCGAAAUGUACACAUGGAGGAAAGUGGAUGUGUGGUUAUUC